This is a messenger RNA of Aphanomyces astaci, 1824 nucleotides long. RefSeq lists its product as hypothetical. The record is from RefSeq and is a predicted model, not a curated record. The transcript has a single exon. NCBI's taxonomy places the organism in Eukaryota, Oomycota, Saprolegniomycetes, Saprolegniales, Verrucalvaceae. Bases 1 to 1824 code for a protein of 607 amino acids.
AUGAAAGUACCAUCGUCGCUUGCUAUCGCUGCCGCGUUCGCCGCCUCGUCCGUGGUGGCGCUGGACGCCAAGUUCUACGGCAUCAACUACGACGCCCGUACCUCGGAGUGGGGUGGGUGCAAGGAUUUCCUCACGAUCGACAAGGACUUCACAGUUCUCAAGGACGUCACCGACUACGUUCGCAUCUACGGGAUGGACUUUAAUUGCUCCAAGAGCGUGCUCGAAGCCGCCCGCGACAACGCACUCAAGGUCUGGCUCGGCCUAUGGAGCGAGGUCAACACGACCUUCGUGCGCGACGGACGUGAACAAAAGGUGGUCGACUCAUUCCCGUCGCAAUAUGACGCCUUGAAGAGGCUCGUGAAUGAUGAUACCAAAUUGAUCAACAACGACAACAUCCUCGGCAUCCAAGUGUCGAGCGAAGCCUUGUACCGGUACUACGUGAAAGGGCCGGGCAACAAGACCGGCAGCAGCGACCGCCACGGCAUCAACACCGUCCUCGGCCACCUCAAAACAGUGCGAAGCUACCUCCGCGACCACAACUUAACGUUCCCCGUCGUGAUCUCCGACAUCAUGGACAUGUACACAAUGUUCCCCGAGUUGUACGACGAGGUGGACGUGGUCGCUGUGAACCAGUUUUCGUUCUGGGAGAACAAGACGGCGGAAGAAGGCGCGCACUUUACGUUCAAGCGCUUCCAGGAGCAAGAGACCCGCGCCAAACGCGCCGGCAAGCUCAUCCUGCUGCACGAAGCCGGCUGGAGCACAGCGGGUGAGGACCCCAUCGUCACGGAGGCGUCUCCCCGGGCCCAAGGCGUGUUCACGCAGGACUUUCUGACCCUGGCGGCGCGCCAGAACCUCAACGCAUUCUACUUUGCCGCGUUCGAUUUGCCAUUCAAUCCGACCGAGAUUGAACGCAACUUUGGCAUUCACUACGCUAACCGCACGUUGAAGCCAAGGGUGAAGGCCGUCCAAGUCGGCAGGCCGCUCGAAGCGGUCCGCCUCAGAGCCGGAAAAAACGUGAUCAAGGCGCACCGCUACUGGAACGCCGACGACUCGGUCAACGAGAACUUUGGGCUCGUGUAUGCUGCGAAGCCGUCCGUUGGUCCAUCGGGCGUAUUUGACGACGAGAUCUGGCUGUGGGACUAUAAGACCAAUAUCUUGUACUCCAAGAGCUCGAAUCAGUGCUUGGAAUCUUCUAGCGAGAACGACACGCAGACCCUGCGCACGUCCCCCUGCUCGAACGCGACCAACGAUCAAAAGUGGAGCUUUCAGAACGGCUACAUUAUGAACCAUAAUGACGCCAAGUAUUGCAUCGACGUGGACGUGCACGGGAGCUGCGAAGCGACUCCGAACGGGAACCUCGUUGUCAAAAUGUCCCCGUGUAACGUUGCCACGAUAACCCUGCCGAAAAUCUCGCACCUUGCACGCAUCGAGCUCAUCGAGUUCGGCAUCAAGACGGGCGGCGUGCUGACCGAGUUGUCCGGAAAAGUGACGUGGCAAACCACCCGCCAGUUGGACAAGGCCCACCACCAGUGGUUUUACGAUUACAUCACCACCCAGAGUAUUACGAACAGGUUUUCUAGCACCUGCUUGGACGCGCCCAAGCGCAUGAACGGCGGAGAUGUGCUCUUGAGCAAAUGCAAUGCCACCAACGUCAACCAGAAGUGGGUCGUGAAUGAUAUCACGGGCCAGAUCCACCAUGCAACGCAUUUGGGGUUUUGCCUCAGCGCCUCCGACGAGGUCGACGCACUCGUGUACUUGUUGUGGUGUGAUAAAAAGGACACCAACCAACAGUGGAACCUCAAGCUCGUCAAAUACGAAGCGUAG